AUGGCGCCGACUGCGGAGUCCUUCCACACACGCACACAGCCUAGGCGAGACCACGCUGCACAAUUUAAAGAUCACCCUACGUUGAAUGAACGUUAUUUAUUACUUCAUCUACUAGGUCAAGGUGGUUUUAGUGAAGUGUACAAGGCUUUUGAUCUUUAUGAACAGAGAUAUGCUGCUGUGAAAAUUCACCAACUUAACAAAAGCUGGAGGGACGAGAAGAAAGAGAACUACCACAAGCAUGCCUGCCGAGAGUAUAGAAUACACAAAGAGCUGGAUCAUCCCAGAAUAGUUAAGCUGUAUGAUUACUUUUCCUUGGAUACAGACACGUUUUGUACAGUGCUAGAAUACUGUGAAGGCAAUGACCUUGACUUCUAUCUAAAACAACAUAAGUUAAUGUCAGAAAAAGAAGCUCGGUCUAUUGUAAUGCAAAUAGUCAAUGCACUACGUUACCUCAAUGAGAUCAAACCUCCCAUCAUCCACUAUGAUCUAAAGCCAGGAAACAUCCUUCUUGUUGAUGGGACAGCAUGUGGAGAGAUAAAAAUCACAGACUUUGGUCUGUCCAAAAUAAUGGAUGAUGACAGCUAUGGUGUGGAUGGCAUGGACCUUACCUCCCAAGGGGCAGGAACAUACUGGUAUCUCCCACCUGAAUGCUUUGUGGUGAUUAAGGAACCACCAAAGAUUUCAAAUAAAGUAGAUGUGUGGUCAGUUGGAGUCAUAUUUUUCCAGUGUCUUUAUGGACGGAAGCCAUUUGGGCACAAUCAGUCUCAGCAAGAUAUUUUACAAGAAAAUACAAUAUUAAAAGCCACAGAAGUUCAAUUUCCUGUGAAGCCUGUUGUAAGCAAUGAAGCCAAGGCCUUCAUAAGACGGUGUUUAGCAUACAGAAAGGAGGAUCGGUUUGAUGUUCAUCAGUUAGCGAAUGACCCGUACCUUCUCCCUCACAUGAGAAGAUCUAAUUCUUCAGGAAACCUGCACAUGUCUGGCCUAGUGGCAUCUCCGACACCCCCUCCAUCAAGCAUCGUUUCAUACUGAUAGUGAAAUCACGGCUGGCAUGAAUAUACGGCACUAGGCUUUCAGGGGCAAAACUUAGUUCAAAGACAAAAUAAAUUAAUUUAACAAAGAAG
This is a messenger RNA of Pelobates fuscus (common spadefoot toad), 1121 nucleotides long. Its product is annotated as serine/threonine-protein kinase tousled-like 1. NCBI's taxonomy places the organism in Eukaryota, Metazoa, Chordata, Amphibia, Anura, Pelobatidae. Gene Ontology annotation, biological process: chromosome segregation; intracellular signal transduction; peptidyl-serine phosphorylation. Gene Ontology annotation, molecular function: protein serine/threonine kinase activity; ATP binding. The record is from RefSeq and is a predicted model, not a curated record. Bases 1 to 1029 code for a protein of 342 amino acids. The transcript has a single exon. Gene Ontology annotation, cellular component: nucleus.